Cynoglossus semilaevis (tongue sole) is the source of this 824-nucleotide messenger RNA. It is a transcript of the gene med20, whose product is annotated as mediator complex subunit 20. The record is from RefSeq and is a predicted model, not a curated record. Gene Ontology annotation, cellular component: mediator complex. The transcript has 4 exons. Lineage: Eukaryota; Metazoa; Chordata; Actinopteri; Pleuronectiformes; Cynoglossidae. Bases 86 to 718 code for a protein of 210 amino acids. Gene Ontology annotation, molecular function: transcription coactivator activity. Gene Ontology annotation, biological process: regulation of transcription by RNA polymerase II.
UUUAAUUUAACCGGAAAAUUAUUUCGUAACCCGGAAGUAAAACAUCGGUGUAACUCUGUAAACAGCGUAACUACAAACCGCGUCAAUGGGAGUCACUUGUGUGUGUCAAGUGCCUGUGGCGGAGGGGAAGAGUGUGCAGCAUACAGUCGACGUUCUGCACAAGAAACUGGAGCAGAUGGGCUCUGUGAAGCAGGGCAGCUUCUGUGUGGACUGUGAGACCUACCAUGCUACAAAUGUCAGCGGUCAGCCGUCCAAACUACUAUAUGUAAUGCACAACUCAGAGACUCCCCGAAGCUGCAUGGCUCUGUACGAAGGAGGACCCUGCAUCGUAGCUGACGCAAACUUCGAUGUCCUCAUGGUGAAACUAAAAAGUCACUUCCAGAAUGCUAAGGGACACAAGGUGGAGUGUCGAGGUUCAAGAUAUCGUUACUGUGAUUUCUUGAUAAAAGUUGGUACAGUGACAAUGAGCUCGAGUGCCAGAGGAAUAUCAGUCGAGGUGGAGUACUGUCCCUGUGUGGUUCCAGGGGACUGCUGGAAUCUUAUGAAGGAGUUCAUGCAGUCCUUCCUGGGCCCCAGUGUUCCUGAGUUGCCAUCUGUAUUUGCAACUAAACCCGAAGGACUGUUCGCACAGGCCGAGAUUGUCGACACCAUGACUCAGUACCUGGAGUUAUUUAACAAGCUUAGGAAAUCACAAAUUCCAGGGAGUAAUGUGCGUUAAAGAAAUAGCAGAAGAAACACAUUUAUUUCAUACAGUUUGUAUUGAUGUUCCUUUGAUUCCUGUCUUUUGAAAUAUCAAAAUAAAAAGUUUUGGGUUUUUUUGUAAA